AUGGCCACCACACUUGAAUGCAUUUUAGGCCGAAGACAUGCGAUGGAUGCUUAUGAGUUGAAUCCUGUAAAUGUUCCAAUCCUAAAAAUCCUUUGCUCAACAACUGGACGAUUAGCAGAAGAAAGUGGACUAAAGGAAAAAAUUAACCUCGGAUUUGAAUUUAAAAAAUACCUCGAUCAAGCUGUUGCUCUUGAUCCCUUUUCAUUCGAGCUUCUGCAUAUGCGAGGAAGGUUUGAGUAUCAAGUUUGUCCUGCUUUAAAUCUUUUCUCAGGGAAAGGAUUCAUUGAGAGACUGCAUGCAGAACAAUUACGCCCCGGAGUAACAGAAAACAGACUUUAUAUUGGUCGAGUUCUUCAUGCAAAAGGUGACUAUAUAACUGCGAAGAAAUGGCUAACCCAAAUUCUGCUAGCUUCAAGGGUGGUAUCCCAGAAGCGUAUUGAGAUGAAAGCUAAUCCCUUUGGGUAUAUUCUUAGCAUACGAGUUGCAAACUUUUGUGAUAACGCUGCUUGUGCUAAAUGCGAAGAAGACGAGUCAGUGGAACGCGAGCACAUCAGUGCUGCUCGCGAGUUAUUGCUGAACAGAGUUUAUCAAAAGUAG
Molecule: messenger RNA, 597 nt
Organism: Strongylus vulgaris
Lineage: Eukaryota; Metazoa; Nematoda; Chromadorea; Rhabditida; Strongylidae
Source: the annotation of a GenBank genome assembly